AUGGAAACCAAAGUAACAUCAUCCUUAACACAUGUACUUAUAUUUGUUCUCUUCACCUUAUUCUUCGUUGUAAAUCGACAACUUGUAGCAGCAACCAAUAUUAACUUGGUGAGCCUAGGUGCAAAAUCAGACGGGUUAACAGACUCAUCAAGGGCAUUUACGUCUGCAUGGAAAAUUGCGUGUGAGUCAAGAAACCCUUCCACAAUUCUUGUACCACAAGGAAGGUACUUGGUUAACAAAGCCUUAGUAUUUAAUGGGAGGAAUUGCAAGAACAAGGCUAUAAGCUUUGUCAUUAGAGGUACCUUGGUGGCCCCGGCUGACUUUCGAGUGCUCGGAAAUGCCGGUACUUGGUUCUCUUUUGAUGAUGUUACCGGAGUUUCUAUCUUCGGCGGGGUGUUUGAUGGACAAGGUGCUGGUUUGUGGGCUUGUAAGAGGUCCGGGAAGACUUGUCCCCCGGGAGCUACCACAAUUCGAUUUUCAAAUUCAAUGAACAUCGUGGUGAAUGGAUUAACUUCAUUGAAUAGCCAAUUGUAUCAUAUUGAUUUUGAUGGUUGUAAGGAAGUAAAAGCUGAAGGUGUGCAAGUCUCGGCCUCUGGUGCAAGCCCUAACACCGACGGAAUUCAUGUUCAACACUCGACUGGAGUGACAAUCAUGAACACAAAAAUAGGCACAGGAGAUGAUUGUAUAUCAAUUGGAGCCGGGAUUAGUAACUUGUGGAUUGAAAAUAUUGCUUGUGGUCCCGGUCAUGGAAUUAGCAUCGGGAGUUUAGGUAAGGAGCUAAACGAACCUGGAGUAGUGAAUGUGACAAUCAAGAGUUGUACAUUUGUUGGCACCAAAAAUGGAGUAAGGAUUAAAUCAUGGGGAAGGCCAAGCAAUGGAUUUGUGAGACAUGUUCUCUUUCAGCAUCUUACAAUGGUGAAUGCUCAAAAUCCAAUCAUCAUUAACCAAAAUUAUUGUCCAAAUGAAAGAGGUUGCCCGGGAAAGGUUUCAGGAGUAAGAAUCACUGAUAUAACAUAUCAAGAUAUUCAUGGAGCAUCAAGGACACCAAUUGGUGUGAAAUUUGAUUGUAGUUCAAAAUACCAUUGUACAAACAUCAAACUCAAUGACGUGCAUCUCACCUAUAGAAACAAACCAGCUGGAAAAACUUGUAUUAAUACUGUUGGAAGUAUCUUUGGUUCAAGUCAGCCUAAUAACUGUUUUUAA
Molecule: messenger RNA, 1203 nt
Organism: Chenopodium quinoa (quinoa)
Lineage: Eukaryota; Viridiplantae; Streptophyta; Magnoliopsida; Caryophyllales; Amaranthaceae
Product: polygalacturonase-like
Exons: 4
Coding region: 1-1203 (400 amino acids)
Biological process (GO): carbohydrate metabolic process
Molecular function (GO): polygalacturonase activity
Source: RefSeq, a predicted model, not a curated record